This is a messenger RNA of Loa loa (African eye worm), 174 nucleotides long. RefSeq lists its product as hypothetical. Bases 4 to 174 code for a protein of 56 amino acids. Lineage: Eukaryota; Metazoa; Nematoda; Chromadorea; Rhabditida; Onchocercidae. The transcript has a single exon. The record is from RefSeq and is a predicted model, not a curated record.
GUCAUGGGUUGUUUGUAUAUUCUUUGGAGUAUGCUACGAAUUUAUGCCUUCUGGCCACGUUCACGUGCUGAUACGUUAGGCAUUGAUUUGACGUGUAAAACAUUUGAGGGAAUAAUGAUCGUUGCUAUAUUUGUUUGGCUUUUUUUAGGUAAUUUCAACAAUACUAUAAAUUAA